GUCGCUUACGUGAAACACCCCUACGAACCCCGAAACGAGCGGUGAGAAUGCAUUCGGUCCCACAUGUCUCUGGCAUUUAGUAGUAACCUUCAAAAAUGGUCAAGGAAUUGUACAGAGAGACUGCGGUGGCCCGCAAAAUUUCCCAUGUCACGUUUGGAAUUGAUAGCCGUCAUGACAUGGAGCGGCAGGCCCAUAUCCAUGUCGUCUCUAAAAAUCUCUACAGCCAGGACAGCCAUCGCACACCAGUGCCUUAUGGGGUUCUCGAUAGAAAAAUGGGUACUUGCUCCAACAUGGACACUUGUACUACUUGUGGUAAAACGUUAAAUGAAUGUAUUGGGCACUUCGGGUACAUUGAUUUGGAACUCCCUGUGUUUCAUGUGGGAUAUUUUAGGUCUGUAAUAAAUAUCCUUCAAACAAUUUGCAAGAAAUGUUCUCAUGUGAUGCUAAAAGAGGUAGAAAAAAAAACUUACAUGGCUCGUGUCUUGAACCCUAAUACAGGAUAUCUCAGCCGCAAAGCUCUAAGGAAACAAAUAUUAGAAAAAGCUAAAAAGAAUGCAACUUGUCCAACUUGUGGUGAGCUGAAUGGUACCAUCAAAAAAGCUGGAUUACUAAAAAUUGUGCAUGAAAAAUACAAGAACAAGAAAAAAGUCGAUGCUGUGGUACAGAAAAAGCUCGCAGAAUAUAAUAAUGUAUUGGAAGAGAACCGGGAACUCGAAGGAAUCCUUCAAAGUGGACUUGUUCAUGUCCUAAAUCCUAUUGAGGUUCAAGGUAUACUAGAGCGUAUUCCAGCAGCCGAUAUUCCUUUGUUGCUAAUGAAUCCAGAUUGCUCCUUACCAAAGGAUUUGAUCUUGACUAGAAUCCCUGUGCCUCCGAUUUGUAUAAGACCCAGUAUUGUGUCUGAUGUCAAGGCUGGCACAAACGAGGAUAAUUUGACUAUGAAACUAUCCGAGAUAGUUUUUAUUAAUGAUGUCAUACAAAAGCAUCGCCAGAGUGGAGCAAAAGUACAAAUGUAUAAUGAAGAUUGGGAAUUUCUACAGCUGCAUUGCGCCUUGUAUGUCAAUAGUGAAAUGUCUGGCAUCCCACUGAAUAUGCAGCCAAAAAAGUCUGGGCGGGGAUUGGUUCAACGACUGAAAGGGAAACAAGGCAGGUUUAGAGGAAACUUAUCCGGAAAACGUGUUGAUUUUUCUAGCAGAACCGUAAUAUCGCCAGAUCCUAAUCUUCGUAUAGAACAGGUCGGUGUACCAAUUCAUGUUGCAAAAAUUCUUACCUAUCCUGAAAGAGUGAACUCCUGUAAUAUAGACUUAAUGCGUAAAUUGGUUCAAAACGGUCCUGACGUACAUCCAGGGGCUAAUUUUGUUCAGCAAAGAAGUACAGAAUUUAAAAAAUUUCUACGAUACGGAAAUAGACUGAAAAUAGCUCAAGAACUAAAGUACGGAGACAUCGUUGAGAGGCAUCUUCGUGAUGAGGAUGUAGUCUUAUUCAAUCGCCAACCGUCGUUACAUAAGCUUAGUAUCAUGGCACAUAAGGCUAAGGUAUUAGAGCAUCGAACCUUCAGAUUUAACGAAUGUGUUUGCACUCCAUAUAAUGCUGAUUUUGACGGGGAUGAAAUGAAUCUGCAUUUACCGCAGACUGAGGAAGCCAGAGCGGAAGCAUUGGUGUUAAUGGGGAACAAAUCCAAUUUAGUGACACCUCGUAAUGGGGAAUUGCUCAUUGCUGCUACUCAAGAUUUUAUUACUGGUGGAUAUCUAUUGACACAGAAAGAUACAUUUCUCAACAAAACACAAGCCUGUCAACUAGCAAGCUGCCUUUUGGCAGAUACCGAUGCUUCGAUGAACAUAGAUCUCCCACAACCCGCCAUUCUCAAGCCAAUAGAAAUGUGGACGGGCAAACAAAUUUUCAGCUUAAUACUAAGGCCAAAUAAGCAGUGCCCGAUAAGAGCUAAUUUAAGAGCUAAGCGAAAGACCUACACUCAUAAUGAAGAGUUGUGUGUUAAUGAUUCGUACGUUAUAAUUCGUAACUCUGAACUGCUGGCUGGAUCUAUGGAUAAGUCUACAUUAGGUUCUGGGUCCAAACAAAAUAUUUUUUAUGUCCUACUGAGAGAUUGGGGAGAAGAUGCUUCUACGACAGCCAUGUGGCGUUUAGCCAGAAUUGCGAGCUACUACCUUAUGAACAGGGGUUUUUCUAUUGGUAUCGGCGACGUCACACCUGGUCAAGGAUUGCUACGAGCUAAGCAAGAACUUCUUUCUGCUGGGUACUCCAAGUGCACCGAAUACAUCACACAAAUGGAAGAAGGACGCCUAAUUUGUCAACCAGGAUGUUCUGAAGAGGAAACUCUAGAGGCGAUGAUCUUGAAAGAGUUAUCAGUAAUUCGUGAUCAUGCAGGAAAAGCAUGUUUGAAAGAACUACACCCUAGUAAUAGCCCCCUCGUUAUGGCUCUCUGCGGUAGUAAAGGAAGUUACAUCAACAUUUCACAAAUGAUUGCUUGUGUGGGACAACAAGCCAUCAGUGGUAAACGUGUGCCAAAUGGUUUUGAGGAUCGCGCGCUGCCACAUUUUGGACGUCAUUCAAAGGUUCCUGCAGCCAAGGGAUUUGUGGAGAAUUCAUUCUACUCAGGUCUCACGCCAACUGAAUUCUUCUUUCAUACAAUGGGUGGACGAGAGGGUCUAGUUGAUACCGCUGUAAAAACUGCAGAAACGGGAUACAUGCAAAGAAGAUUGGUCAAAAGUCUGGAGGAUCUUUGUCUCCACUAUGAUAUGACCGUGAGAAACUCUGUUGGAGAUAUAGUGCAGAUUUUAUAUGGUGGCGAUGGUCUAGAUCCCACGUACAUGGAGGGAAAGGAUUGCCCUGUGGAUUACAAAAGAGUCCUCGAUCAUGUACAAGCAAAGUCGCCAUACAGGAAUGAAGUGUCUUUGGAUGGACCAAGUGUGAUCAAUGCUACUACAGAGUUAUUGAAAUCUGAAGACUAUUCGUGUCUUAGCGAUGAGUUCAAACAGGAAUUAGAAAUAUUCAUGAAGUCCGUAGCGCACAGGAUAGUAAGAGUGCGACAAAACAUCUCUUCAGAAUCUUCUGCCGUCCAGCAAUUGGAACGUUUGACUGUGUCACAGUUGGUAGAAUUCAUGCAGACAUGCAAGGAAAAAUAUAUGAGGGCAAAAAUAGAACCGGGUACAGCUGUUGGGGCACUGGCCGCUCAGAGUAUCGGUGAGCCAGGAACCCAAAUGACCUUGAAAACUUUUCACUUUGCCGGUGUUGCAUCCAUGAACAUUACACAGGGUGUUCCACGCAUUAAGGAGAUCAUUAACGCUAACAGCAAUAUUAGCACACCAAUCAUCACUGCGGCAUUAGAAGAUGACACAGAUCCAGAAUUUGCCCGAAGAGUCAAGGGUAGAAUAGAAAAAACUACUUUGGGUGAAGUCACUGAGUAUAUUGAAGAAGUUUAUCUCCCAGAUGACUGUUUUCUCUUGAUCAAAUUGGAUGUAGACAGAAUAAAACUUCUCAAAUUAGAAGUAGAUGCGAACUCUAUCCGCUAUUCAAUUUGCACAUCAAAACUUCGCUUGAAUCCAAAAUUAGUGAACGUCAGAGGAGAUUCGAUUAUUACAGUAAGCCCUAACAAGCAAAAACUGAACAUAAAUUAUGCGCUUAUGCAGCUAAAAGAAACAGUCCCAAAGGUCGUGAUCAAGGGUCUGCCGUCUGUUGCUAGAGCGGUAAUUCACAAUGAUGACUCUAGCGGGAAGAUCAGAUACAGAUUAUUCGUCGAAGGUGAUAAUAUGCGAGAAGUGAUGGCUACACCUGGCGUCUUAGGUAGCAAAACCACAUCCAACAAUACAAUGGAAGUGUUUAAAACACUAGGAAUAGAAGCAGCUCGAGCAACAAUCAUGACGGAAAUCAAGUUAGUCAUGGAAAAUCACGGUAUGAGCAUAGACAGACGACAUCCGAUGUUAGUCGCUGAUCUAAUGACAAGCAGAGGCGAAGUUCUUGGCAUCACACGUCAUGGCCUUGCGAAAAUGAAAGAAUCCGUUUUAAAUUUAGCUUCUUUUGAAAAAACAGCAGAUCAUCUGUUUGAUGCAGCUUAUUAUGGGCAGAAAGACACAAUAUCAGGUGUGUCAGAGUCGAUAAUCGUUGGCAUUCCAGUUCCUGUUGGCACGGGAAUCUUCAAACUGCUUCACAAAGCGGAGGGAAACAAGCCGGAAAGGAGGCAGCUGAUAUUCGAUGACCCCCAAUAUCACAAGAAGAUCCGGAAGCCUACUUCGUCCUAGCCAUAAGUACUCUAGAUUUAAAUUGUAUAUGUAUUUAUAAACCAAAUAUUGAAAUAAUAAUUUUAUAAAAAAAAAUAUAACACUUACACCCUUGAAAUCCA
Messenger RNA from Athalia rosae (coleseed sawfly), 4354 nucleotides. It is a transcript of the gene Polr3A, whose product is annotated as DNA-directed RNA polymerase III subunit RPC1. The record is from RefSeq and is a predicted model, not a curated record. Gene Ontology annotation, molecular function: DNA-directed RNA polymerase activity; DNA binding. NCBI's taxonomy places the organism in Eukaryota, Metazoa, Arthropoda, Insecta, Hymenoptera, Athaliidae. Gene Ontology annotation, biological process: DNA-templated transcription. The transcript has 20 exons. Bases 96 to 4253 code for a protein of 1385 amino acids.